UCGGCUCUACUUAAAUAGAACAUAUUCAGGGUUUGAAUUAGAAAAGUAAAUUCAGUCAGCAAAAAUUUUAGCACUCUGUAACAAAGUAAACCACCAUUUAGAUGUGUCCUGGGAACACUGAGAUCAAUUACCAUUGUCUUGUUUAUCAGUAUCUACUUGUUUUUCGACGAGUAUUUGUAUUUUUUUGUGACCUGUGACUUCCUGCGUUAUAUUAUUUUUUAUAUUGGAGACAAGUGGGGGACGUUUAAACUUGUGAACCCCAAACAUGAGAACUGAGCGUCUGAGCUAGCGACUUUAUCAGUUUUAACUUUCUUGUCCCCAAUAGCCGAAAUAAUGUUGCAAAAAUAAAAUAAGUUUAUAGCAUGCUGUAAAAAAAUAUUCAAAAUGUAAUUAUUGUUUCAGAGGUUCUUUACCAGUUUUUGUGAACAUUACAAUGCAAGUUAAGUACAGUAUACUGAUUAAAGUUGUUUUAACAAAAAAAUAUGUUUGUUUUAAAAUUCUGUUUCAAUGUGAUGAAAACAAAGUAUUAUAUUUCAUGAUAUCUAAAGUAACACUUUCGAACUAUGCCUGUUCUAUUCUAUUUUUUUUCUUAUGAAACUUGCUCACGUAUUUUCAGUCAAAACUUUAUUAAAUGUGUACAAGUGAAAUAUGCUAACAAAAAGGGUUAUUAUUUCUUCUCCCGGCAUAAAAUAAUCAAGCAAAACAUGAUAAUUAAAUGGAAGCAUAACAAACAAAAAGAAGGAAUGAUCGAUUUUUAAUAUCGGAAAAAGACACGAAGUAUCAUUUUCUUCGCAAAGUGUUUCGCAAAAAUGGCAAUUCGAUUUGCAAAUCGCCAACUGCUAAUUUGAACCCUGAUAUUUCAAACUUGUAGAUGCCUUAUGAAGAAAAUAAAUUUGUUGCUAUAUAUACACAUUUUUAUAAUAUAUGCAAAUUGCAUAUUUACAAUCCAGUCAAGAUUAAUUUAGAACAUUACUUCAACAUUGUAACCACCUCCAAAGGGAGGAAGUGAAUGUAGUUUUUAGUCGUAAUUUGAAUCAUGUAUCUGAAACAGACAAUUUUAUAAUUUUUGCAAAUAUAGAUGAUGAGGAUUUUGUGCCUGAAGCUUCAACAGAAGAAGUAAUAACAGACAAAUGGGAAGGUGAAGAUGAGGACGAUGAUGUCAAGUUUGGUUUGAAUCUCUGUACUCAAAGUUCUCAUUAUGGCUCCGAAGCAGCAGCAGAAGACUACGAAACGUAAGCAAAAUACCUCUUCUGUCAAUGCUAUAACUGUGAAUGAGUUCUUGCAGUCACCCCAUCUAUUUUCCUUGGAACAAUGGGUACAGUUGGGAAAAGAGACCCUUCUCCUACUUGCCUCAAGCCGCGACCUGCCUGUUCAAGGAAAAUCAGUUAGAGAACUUGCUAUAAGCAUUAUGGAGAGCGCCAAUAAAGAUCACGCGCAUCCAGUGAAUACGGAGGAAAAGGAACCUGCUGUUGUUUCGAACGAUUUUGUUGAUUUUAAUGCCCCAAAAAAUAAUGCUAUACCUGAGGAAGUGAUAAGUAGCAAUGAGGAAGAAAAAAGGGGUACGUGGACUGUAACCCCCAUAAAAAAUUAUCAGAACGAAGGCCCCAAUGCUUCAUCAUUUGUUGAAAGCAGUCCAGCUAUUGGGGUGGUGGGAAAGAAAAAACGGAAACUGUCUUCCCUUAAACUGAGACGCCGAAAAAUCUCAAAUUCAAAUUUCAACCCAAAAGCAUUUGCCGAUGAAAUGAAAUCAUACCUAAAAAAUGAACUUGCAACUUUUGCCAAGACUCAGCAGUUUACCUCUGCUAACGCUGUAAACAAGCAAAUUUCGUCGCCGUUAAGUCCGCCAUCUUUGCCCCCUAUCGUUAGUUCUUUUCCGGCUCCCGGUUCUCUGGAACCAACAUCAACCAAUGAUGGCGUGUUGGUAGCGGGUAUGUCCAAUAUUGCCCCUGCGUGCGAGUCUGCUCCUCCAGUUUCUUUUGCUUCCUCAGCUUCUCUUGCUCCCUCUGCAAGCUCAUUGCCUGCUAUCCCCAAGCGAGUUUUGGAAAAAAUUAGGACAGGUGAGUAUGUCAACUUCGAUCUUCUUUUGCCUCCUGGCCUGAAUUCUUCUUCAUCUGCCCUUUCCUCCCUGGCUAUGGAUGAUGUAGGAGAGUUUGAUUUAAGAAUUAGGGAGAUGGAUGGUAGGCCAACUGUGUCGCUUAAUCAAAAAAGCUUUAAUAAGUCUAAGGUUAAGGACUUCCAUUCUUGGUGUUUGGCAUGGUCAAAUUAUUUUAUGUGUAUGUUGCAUUAUUUCCCACACCUCACAAGCCAGCUCCUUGGAUAUCAACAGAUGGUCGUUAAUUUCGCCAAUCAGUAUGAGUUUAGCGCGGUCUACAUUUACGAUCAGCUCCAUAGGUUGCAAAUAGCAAAUGAUCCAACCAGGAAGUGGGAUAAGUUUGAUGAGCUUUUAUUCAAUAACCACAUCCGAGGAGCAGGCACACGUCUUGCCCCAGCCUCGACAUCUCCAGCUAGCAGGUUUGGCUCACAUUGCUUUACCUGCCGGAAAGAGGGACAUUUUGCCAGCAACUGCCCCUCUGGUUCUCGGCAAACUGGGGACACAAGGUUUCGGAAUGCCUCCCGCUCGUGGGGUAAUGGACAGCGGGCAGGUUGGUGUUACAGAUACAAUAACGGCCUACCUUGCAGAGAAGAUACUUGCCACUUCGUUCACAGAUGCACUUUGUGUGACAGGAUGCACCCAUCCUCCCGCUGUUCACUCCGGCCCUCUGCACCAAGUCCCAAGUAAUUUUUUUCCAGUUGUAAGGCCUGUUUCCACGCCCAUCAAUGUGAAUAUUUUGGAGUCCUUGCUUGCAGGACACCCAAAUAGAUUAGUAGUAAAUUUUAUUGUUUCCGGCUUUAAAUUUGGUUUUAAACUUGGUUUUUUUGACUGCUCACUA
Messenger RNA from Hydractinia symbiolongicarpus, 2930 nucleotides. Its product is annotated as eukaryotic translation initiation factor 3 subunit J-like. Lineage: Eukaryota; Metazoa; Cnidaria; Hydrozoa; Anthoathecata; Hydractiniidae. The coding region runs from base 1199 to 2779 and encodes 526 amino acids. Gene Ontology annotation, molecular function: zinc ion binding; translation initiation factor activity. The transcript has 2 exons. The record is from RefSeq and is a predicted model, not a curated record. Gene Ontology annotation, cellular component: cytoplasm; eukaryotic translation initiation factor 3 complex.